This is a messenger RNA of Setaria italica (foxtail millet), 751 nucleotides long. Its product is annotated as guanine nucleotide-binding protein subunit gamma 1. NCBI's taxonomy places the organism in Eukaryota, Viridiplantae, Streptophyta, Magnoliopsida, Poales, Poaceae. The transcript has 4 exons. The record is from RefSeq and is a predicted model, not a curated record. Gene Ontology annotation, biological process: G protein-coupled receptor signaling pathway. Bases 161 to 454 code for a protein of 97 amino acids.
AAAAAGGCAGAACCUUUUUGAUCCGGCCACCCGCAUUCCGUGACAGUUCCUCGUCCUUUUCCUCCCCGCUUGCGCCUCCCCAACCCACUCACGCUUCCCCCGCCCGUUCCUGCGCCCGCUCCGCCGGAUCGCACCCACCCUCUCCGCUCCUCGGACGGCGAUGCAGGUCGGCGGCGGCGGCGCCGGAGGAGGGGAUGCGGCAGACAUACGGGGCCGCCACCGGAUCCAGGCCGAGCUCAAGAAGCUCGAGCAAGAAGCGCGCUUCCUCGAGGAGGAACUUGAAGAGCUUCAGAAAACUGAUAAGGUAUCAUCGGCAUUGCAAGAGUUUCUAACAGCGAUGGAAAGCAAAGCAGAUCCUCUACUUCCUGUAACUACUGGACCUGUGAAUCAGUCCUGGGAUAGGUGGUUUGAAGGUCCACAAGAUCUGCGCAGAUGCAAAUGCUGGUUUUUGUGAUCCAUGGCAAUAAUCUCAAGUGAAACACCAAGAGGCAAUUGUUGCUACCAUUGAAGUGUAUAUCGAGUCUCCCCCAGCAUAGAGGGCUAUUUGAGGCAAGGAGGUAGCUCCUUUCGACAUCACAACUCUGUUGAAGGAUUAGGUUCAAGGAAUGACCUGAGAACAGAACUCUGGAAUAGACAAGCCGGCAUUUCGGAAGUGCUAAAACUUUGUUCUGAGAAGUUCCUUGUACUGAAUUCUGUUGGUUGGCAAUCCUUUUUCUUUGGUCUUUACCCGAAUGCAUGGUUUCGGACUUCA